CAAACUUUCAACGAAUUAAAGCUUUUUAAAACGUUUUUUGUUGAUUUCAUGUUGAAUUAAUGUUAAAAUUUGUCAUUACAAUAAAAAACUGAACCACUUUCAUGUAAAAAUUGUUCGAAAAUGAUGUCCAUCUGAUAGUCUGGAGUCUUCACAACACUUAAAAAUGACAAAUAUCGCUAAAAUUAUCACAAAAGACACCGUUUGUCGACUUUGUUUCGGCAUUUGCAACGAUUUGAGGGAAAUCUUUGACGCCAACACCAAAUAUGCUGAUCGAAUAUCGAAAUUUUUGUAUUUACAAUUACCAAAAGACGAUACGCUCUCUACAAAAAUCUGCUGGAGUUGUGCAAAUUACCUGGAUAUGUUCCAGCAGUUCUACACGAAAAUCAUCGAUACACAAAAACAUCACUUAUCCACCAAAUUUGACCAAUAUCUGCUCGAACCAGUGUUUAUUGUGAAGAAUUUCAGCAAUUCCUGUACAAACGAAGUCGAAAUCGCAUGCAAAAUACCGAAUUUCUCGGAUGCCGAAGUGAUGGAAACACCACAAGAACAGGAAAAAUCAGUUGAAAAGGAAGUUUUAAUAGAAAAAACGGUGAUCGAGACCCUUCCCGCACGAAAAACUCGUUCUAGCGUCAUCAAAGAGCGAGAAAAGACGCCGGAACUGAGACCUGUGACAAAAACGUACAAAAGAAAAUCAAGACAGAAGUCACCUGAACCAAAAGAAACACUUCCAGAAGUCGAAUCUGAGCCUGAAUUGUUUGACGAAGUACUUUCCGAAGACGAAUACAAGCCUCCAACGCCUAAAAAACGAGUUUUAGCAGCCAAAGCAAAGAUAGAAAAGCCCAAAGAGAUCAAAAUAGUAAAAAAAGAAACUCCUGUAAAGCCUCUGAGACAAGAAGAUUACUCAAUAAUUGCUGUUGAUGAUCCAAAUGCGUCCAUAAAUGACGUGAAUUUCAGCGAAGAAUGGCCCUCAUCCGAGAGUUUUGAGAAAUUUCCCAACAAAAUUCUGGACGACGGUUGUUUGUUGAUUCGUGGCAAGGAAUUGAACGAUCUUGUGAGCAAAUUUUUCAAACUCCAAUGCGAAAUUUGUAAGGAAAAUGUCCGUUUCACCGACAUUCGACAAAUGUACAAACACUACAAGCAGCAUAAAACUCCUGGUUUCGUUCGUUGUUGCGGCAAUAAAAUCGAGCAUUAUCGUGCUGCGGUAUUGCAUAUGGCGCGUCACUUGCAACCGGAAGCCUUCAAAUGUCACAUUUGUAAUUACAUCGUCACCAGACCGAAAUUUUUGGAAGUUCAUAUGAAGACUCACUUACCAGAGGAUGAAAAACCCUUCGCUUGUCCGCAUUGCCCGAAGAGAUUUUGUUGGAAAGCCGCGUUUUCGGUUCAUUUGGAGACGCACAAGUCCGAGGAGGAGCGAAAAACUUACAUGUGUCACAUGUGUCCCAAAGUGUAUGACACGCCCGGAGGUUUGUCGACGCAUAAGAAGCUCGUUCAUCUAAAAUACAAAGAAGAAAAGCACGUUUGUCACGUAUGUGCAAAGUCCUUUGCCACAAAAACCGGCUUAAAUGAACACAUGAACACGAUCCAUCAACGCGAAAAGACUCAAGUGCAGUGCAAGGAGUGCGGAACGUGGCUGAUGAACAAACGUUGUCUCAAAACUCACAUGAUGCUGCAUUCCGAUGUUGAACAUCGUUGCAAGGAAUGCGAUUACACGACGAAAAAACCGUACCUGUUGACACGGCAUGUCAUCACCCAUCACACGACCGAGACAAAAUUCGAGUGUGACACGUGCCAGAAGAAAUUCAAGCUGAAACGAGCUCUCACGUGUCACAUUCAGCAAACGCAUACUGAAGCUGCGAACAAGACGUACAAGUGUAAUUUUUGCGAGAAAACUUUCGGGUCGUCGACGAAUUUCUACACGCAUCGGAAAAAUAUUCAUCCGAAAGAGCUGGCAGCGAUGAAACAAAAAGCGGAGGAAGAAAAACGACUCAAGAGGAUCGAGAUGGGAUUAGAAGCGGAAUACACAGUUAUUGUCGAUGGUGGGGAGAAAAAUGAUGGAGAAAUGGUAGAACUUAUAGAAGAAAAUGAUGGGGAGCAGAUGGUAGUGUUAGAAUUACAACAAAAUUAA
Molecule: messenger RNA, 2125 nt
Organism: Culicoides brevitarsis
Lineage: Eukaryota; Metazoa; Arthropoda; Insecta; Diptera; Ceratopogonidae
Product: transcription factor grauzone-like
Exons: 2
Coding region: 164-2125 (653 amino acids)
Biological process (GO): regulation of transcription by RNA polymerase II
Cellular component (GO): nucleus
Molecular function (GO): DNA-binding transcription factor activity, RNA polymerase II-specific; zinc ion binding; RNA polymerase II cis-regulatory region sequence-specific DNA binding
Source: RefSeq, a predicted model, not a curated record